This is a messenger RNA of Serendipita indica DSM 11827, 3147 nucleotides long. Lineage: Eukaryota; Fungi; Basidiomycota; Agaricomycetes; Sebacinales; Serendipitaceae. The record is from the annotation of a GenBank genome assembly.
AUGUUGAUGCUUUUAGGAGCCACGGUCACGAUAUGGCUCAUUCAGUCCGCACGAAAUCCUUUGGCGUGGAACAUUUUCGACCUGAUAGGACCUCGAGGGCGGACCAAGGUCCAUCUAUCACCCGCAACCGUGCUCCUUCGCGACAAUGGCUUGACAAAAGAUGUUCAAUGGGACGAAUAUAGCCUAUUCAUAAAAGGGAGAAGAGUACUUUUGUGGUCUGGAGAGAUUCAUCCUUGGCGUAUUCCAGUUCGGUCGCAAUGGCUCGAUGUUCUACAAAAGAUCAAGGCUAGUGGAAUGAACGCUAUAUCUGUAUAUUCACACUGGGGCCUCCAUAAUCCUUCCCCUGGUGUCUUCGACUUUACCGGUUGGCAGGACUGGCAAGUCUUCUUGGAUAUUGCGAAGCAGGUCGGUCUUUGGGUGGUCUUUAGGCCUGGGCCGUAUAUCAACGCCGAGACAACCGGUGGCGGUAUCCCGGGUUGGGUUCUUGCACAGACGCCCGACGAUUUGAGGAGCAAUAACACUGCAUACUUCGAGGCCUGGUCUCCCUACAUUCGACACAUUUCGGAAAUCAUCGCACGAAAUCAAAUUACAGAAGGUGGUCCUAUUAUCGCAGUUCAGGCCGAGAACGAGUUCACCAGUAACCCUGAAGAGGGACCGUCACACAAGCGACAGAUGAUGGCUCAGUUGAGGGACGCAUUCACCAAAUCCAAUGUUGUCGUACCUCUUACUCAUAACGAUGCUGGAAUGAACGGGUACUUCGUCGACGGCAAGGGUUCCCCCGACAUUUAUGGAUUCGACGACUAUCCUCAAGGAUUCGAUUGCGCCAAUCCGCUAGUGUGGAAGAACCUAACGAAAGCAUACCACGACUACCAUAUGAAAACUUUUCCCAAGUCACCUCUUUACAUACCAGAGGCGCAGGCGGGAGCGUUCGAUCCAUGGGGUCCUUCAGCACCGACAUACGAUAACUGCCGUAUCUUGACGGGACCCUCUUUUCAGAACAAUCUAUACAAUCAUAUGCUCGCAAGUAACGCCAAAAUGAUCAACCUAUAUAUGAUGUACGGCGGUACAUCGUGGGGAAACAUACCGUUUCCUGGUGUCUACACCUCCUACGAUUAUGGGAGCCCAAUUCGCGAAACGAGGGCGUUGAGUGAUAAAUACGAUCAUCUCAAGCUGCUUGGGUUGUUCUUGCGUAGUAUGCCGGAUAUGUACCACACCGACGUCCUGGAAAACGAAAGCCUUUUGCGAACGGGGAGUACAAGCGAACUCACCGUCGUUCAUCUCAAGAAUCCUAUCACAAACGCGGGGUUUUACUACAUUCGCCAUGUAAAUGUGUCGACACAGUGCGUUUUUACCUUCACUGCUCCUCGCGGUCUUUUAACCGAGUCCAGAGAUUCAUUUGAUUACUCGCUGAAGCUGAAUACUAUCCACCAAGAACUUUCCCUUCCUCUUUUCAGCUCCUUAUUCACGCUGAGAGGUAGGACGACCGACCUUAUCAUGACAGACAUAUCCUUUGGUGAUUCCUUGAUCACCUAUACAUCGGCUUCCAUUUUUUUCGCGGGGAAAAUGGCAGAUAGAGAUGUCCUCAUCCUCUAUGGUGAUAUGGAGCAAGCACACGAAGCAAUCAUUCACCUCAGAGGGAAGCCAAGGAGACUCACGACUUCUCCAUCAGUAUCAAUGGUCAGAAACCAAUACCAUGGAAUAGGAACUGCUAUAUCUUUCUUGCCUGGAAUCAGGCAGGUAGUCGAAGUGUGGGAUACGGAUCAACAGCUUGUUCUUUACUGCGACACAGAAACUGCAUUUAAAUUACAUGCGCCAAUGCUUCAGAGACGCAACACCUCGGACCCGUUUGCGACGUUCUGGAACAUAGGAUCGAACGACACUAUUGUGGUUGGUGGACCUUAUAUUGUACGCAACGCAACCUUGGAUGACGGUCAUCUCGCGCUUUUUGGAGACCUUGAAGGAGAUACGAUGCUCCAACUUGUUGGACUCCCACAAGGUCUUAAUAGGAUUACGUGGAACGGGAUUGACGUCGGAACCGACUUCGAGCUCCAAGAGGUGCUCAGCGUGCUUACUGUUCCCCUUGGAAUGGUCAGAAAGUCGACUUUGCUGACACUACCCACGCUGGAGAAUUGGAGAUACCGCGAUAGUCUACCAGAGAUAACGGACAGCUUCAACUAUGAUGCAUGGACCGUAGCGGAGAACAUUGUGACGAAUUCUUCGUACAAGCCACUGUUCGGCGAUGGUCCCGUGCUAUACGCGUGCGACUAUGGUUUCUGCGAGGGGACCGUCAUUUGGAGCGGGGAGUUUGUUGCCACUAAUGAGGACAGGGCGGUUCGAAUGGUCAUCAACGGAGGAGAAGCAUUUGCGGCCAGCGUCUGGUUGAACGGUCACUUCCUGAAGACUACAUACGGAAACUCCACGAGAAAUACGAAUAUCAUCUGUGAGACGGAUGAAAUAUUCGAGUUCCCAGAGGAGUCACUGCGAAAGGGUGAACGGAAUGUUUUGGUGAUUCUCCAGGACAACAUGGGCAUGGACGAAACAGGUCCACAUUAUGACGCUAAUCAGUCCAAAUCUCCCCGCGGUAUCCGAGGAUACUCACUCCACUCGGGGGGAAACUUUACUUCAUGGAAGGUUCAAGGACGUCUCGGUGGUUACGAUAGGUUCGUUGACAGGUAUCGAGGCUUACUCAAUAAUGGGGGAUUACAUGGCGAGCGGCUCGGAUGGCAUCUCCCCGGAUUCCCGGAUGAGAAAUGGGAGUCCAGGUCCCUGGAAAUGGGCCUAGUUGACGAUCGUGCGGGCGUGGGUUUCUUCCGCACGACGUUCGCUUUGGAUCUACCUCGUGACUGUGACAUUUCAAUCUCGUUGGAGUUUGAGGAUGAUUUUCCUUCUCCAUAUCGGGCCUUUGUGUUCGUGAAUGGAUGGAACAUGGGUAAACGUAUCGGAAACUUGGGACCCCAGACAAAGUUCGUGGUCCAUGAAGGGAUUCUAAAUCAUCACGGUCCAAAUACCUUGGCUGUAGCCCUUUGGGCAAUGGAAAGAGGUCAAGGCAUCAAGCCUCGCCUAAGAUUGGUACUUAAUCACAAAUUCGAAGGCGGUGUUGGAGCAGAUUACGAGCCUGGGCCUGGCUGGGCAGAUCUUUAUCACUAA